GCAUGCUCUGUCUGCUUUUUCUUUCUGUGUUUCGUGCUAUCCUAGCUGUUAGCUGUGGUCAUCCUGGUAGUCCGAUUUACGGAAGAACAAGUGGAAAUGGUUUUAACUUCAAUGACAUUGUGACGUUUUCAUGUAAUACUGGUUACGUUAUGCAAGGACCAACCAAAGCACAGUGUCAGGCAAAUAGGCAGUGGAGCCACCCACCUCCAAUAUGCAAAGUGGUGAAUUGUUCUGAUCCUGGAAUUCCUGCAAAUUCCAUAAGAGAGAGUAAAAUAGAACAUGGAAAUUUCACAUAUGGCACAGUGGUAUUUUAUGACUGUAAUCCUGGAUAUUAUUUAUUUGGCUCUUCAGUUUUAAUUUGUCAGCCAAAUGGCCAAUGGGACAAACCUCUUCCUGAAUGCAUUA
Messenger RNA from Oxyura jamaicensis (ruddy duck), 405 nucleotides. RefSeq names its product CUB and sushi domain-containing protein 3-like. The annotation marks the transcript as partial. The record is from RefSeq and is a predicted model, not a curated record. Lineage: Eukaryota; Metazoa; Chordata; Aves; Anseriformes; Anatidae. The transcript is spliced from 2 exons.